Messenger RNA from Rhagoletis zephyria (snowberry fruit fly), 2984 nucleotides. It is a transcript of the gene Ubqn, whose product is annotated as ubiquilin. Gene Ontology annotation, biological process: ubiquitin-dependent protein catabolic process. Gene Ontology annotation, molecular function: polyubiquitin modification-dependent protein binding. The record is from RefSeq and is a predicted model, not a curated record. NCBI's taxonomy places the organism in Eukaryota, Metazoa, Arthropoda, Insecta, Diptera, Tephritidae. Gene Ontology annotation, cellular component: cytosol.
GAAAUGCAACUCUGUUUCGUUAAUUUUUUCUCGUUGUGUGUGUUGCACGAAAGUGACGAAUUAGUUUUUAAUUGACAAAAUUUUUCAAUCUUUAAUCUUUGAGAAUUCCCGCAACAUUUUUGCAAAAUAAAAACUGGAAUUUUUUUAAAAUCUAACAACAAACGAAAAUCGAAGGGAAAAUCAUUGCAAAGCUUUAAAAAAACUCGAUAAAAAUGGCAGAAGGAGGUAAUAACAAGCGCAUCGUUGUCAACGUAAAAACGCCGAAGGAGAAGAAAACAAUCGAAGUGGAUGAAGAUUCUGGAAUUAAGGAAUUCAAGCAGUUGGUAGCACGAAAAUUUGACUCUGAACCCGAACAACUAGUGCUGAUUUUUGCCGGCAAAAUCAUGAAGGACAACGACACACUAAGGACGCACAACAUAAAGGAUGGCCUGACGGUGCAUCUGGUGAUCAAAGCUCCUACACGCGGAGCAGAGCCAGCUCCCCGACCAGCCGCUGAUGUACGUCAAACACCAUUCGGUCUUAACCAACUAGGCGGGUUGGCUGGUAUGGAGGCUCUGGGCGCUGGUAGCGGCUCUUUCAUGGACUUACAAGCACGCAUGCAAAGCGAAUUGUUAAGUAACGGCGAUAUGCUGCGCUCGGUGCUGGACAAUCCACUCGUGCAGCAAAUGAUGAAUAAUCCGGAAAUUAUGCGAUCCCUCUUCACUUCGAAUCCCCAAAUGCAGGACCUAAUGCAGCGCAAUCCGGAAAUUUCGCAUAUGCUUAAUAAUCCCGAGUUGUUGCGGCAGACAAUGGAGCUGGCGCGCAACCCAUCCAUGCUUCAAGAGUUGAUGCGUUCGCACGAUCGCGCUAUGUCUAAUUUAGAAUCAGUACCAGGUGGUUACAAUGCGUUGCAGCGCAUCUAUCGCGAUAUACAAGAGCCAAUGCUGAAUGCAGCAAGCGAUUCAUUUACGCGCAAUCCCUUUUCCGGACUUAUGGACGGCUCUGGCGGUGCAAAUAAUCCUCAACAGGGCACCGAAAAUCGUCAACCGUUGCCAAAUCCAUGGGGCGGUACAGGUAAUGCUAGUGGCAGCGCUGGUGGUAACUCUGCGGAUGGCGCCAAUCCAGACUUGCCGCCACGUGGUAUGCUCAACACGCCCGCCAUGCAGAGUCUCAUGCAGCAGAUGGCCGAAAAUCCGUCUUUAAUGCAAAACCUUUUAAAUGCUCCAUACACGCGUUCCAUGAUGGACGCCAUGUCACAGGAUCCCGAAAUGGCAUCACGUCUAUUGAGUACCAGUCCAUUAUUGGCCAAUAAUCCGCAACUGCAAGAUCAGGUGCGUCAAAUGAUGCCACAGUUCCUCAAUCAAAUGCAAAAUCCCGAAGUACAGAACAUGUUGACAAAUCCGGAAGCUCUAAAUGCAAUAAUGCAGAUACAGCAGGGCAUGGAACAGUUGCGUUCGGCAGCGCCGGGUCUAGUCGGUUCGUUGGGCAUACCACCACCACCAGCUGGUAACACUGAGAGCUCAACCGGUACGACAAACUCGACCACAAAUACCACUAGCGCCGGAGGUGACGCUAAUCGCCCGGCCACAGCACCUGGCGGUGGACCGAAUCCCCAGCUCUUCAAUGAUUUCGUUUCGCGUAUGUUGAACGGCAUGAGUAUGCAGACGGACAAUUCACAGCCACCAGAAGUGCGCUAUCAGUCACAGCUGGAACAAUUGGCCUCAAUGGGAUUCGGCAAUCGGGAAGCCAACUUGCAAGCGCUAAUUGCUACUUUUGGAGACAUCAAUGCUGCCGUGGAGCGGUUAUUGGCACUUAAUCAGUUAUCUUUAAGUUAACAUCCUUAAACAAAAUGCUAUUGUUUAUUUAAUAAAUACACGAAAUUUACAACAAAAUUCAAAAACAGCUGUUGCUGCUUCUACUUCUGCUGCUAAGUAGACGGCCUAGAGACAUAAUCCUUUUCGCUUUUCCCUCAAAAUUUAAACAAAUGUCCCAGCAAAUUUACGAAAGUGAAACAAAACUAAACAGCAUUGCUAAAAUUAUAACCUGUUUGCUUGGGACCGCGGGUAAAUUCCGUGAAAUUACAUACCUAAAUGUUUACCAAAAGUAUAAAACUAAAAUACUGAGGAUUCAUAAAACAGAAAUAAAGGGUACAGAGCGAAACAAUUAUUACCUAGCAUGAAUAAUUGGCACAAAGGGAGGAUUAAAAGUCAUUAAUUUGUAAUUUUACUGUUCUUUGCGAGGUAUUUAAUAGUCAAGUUCAUUGAAAACCUUAUGGAAUUCAUUUGAUUAAGACAAUUGUUUGAAAGCAUUUAAGAACUUUAAUUGGCUUGUAAAGAACAAUAAUAAAAACACAAAGUAUUUGCACAACGCCAAGAGUAAAGAAAGACUCGCAGGCUCGUUCUGCAAUUCGUAAGCUUUAAAAUCAGUGCGAAGUUUUGGAAAUUACUCUUGGUAUUGUUGAACAAAUUGUUUUGUCUAAUUUAUAUAAGCUUAAGUUUUUGAAAAUAACAACACAUGUUCAAUGAAUUGGACUAUUAAACACCUAAGCUAUAUAAUUUAAAAAAAGUAACAAUUAAAAAUAAAACAUUCAAUUAUACUUUGCAUUCAUAUUCCAAAUCUAUUAUUCCAAUAUUAAAUACUUUUUUUAAAUCCCUUGAAUUUUUUUCUUAGUUAUUAAAAGUCGAUAUUCAUAUGAAUAUUCAUUAACAUAAUUGUAAUCUUCUCUUGGUGAUUUUACAUAUAAAAAUGGAUAUUGAAUAAGUAGUUGGAAAAAUUUGUGUCGGAGAGAAAAUUAAACCAAACAAAAUAAACUGGUUAGGGCUUAAAUAGUGUGUGAUGUCAGUCAGAAAAUAAAUCAGAAGGCUGACAAAUUACAGUCAUACAUAUUACAUUUACUACUACUAUUAUAUAAAAAAAAAUCUAUGAUGCAAAAACUACAAAAUUUGAUUAUUUCAUUCUUUUUACACUUAAGAAUUUUAUGAGUAUCUUAUAUUCUUUUAUAAUUA